UAAAAAAAAAAACAAAUGGCCUCUCAUUCGUUUGGCUCACCUCUUAUUUGUAGAAAUGGCCCUCUUGGAAGCAUGCAAAACCAAAAACGGCGUCUUACUCCUCCACGUUUGGCGCCUUGCCCCGUCGUUGCUGAAACCGUGUCAGCGGAGGAUGGCGUUGUCCGUCGGUCCGGAAACUAUCGGCCUUCUCUAUGGGACGAGAACUAUAUCCAUUCUCUCGGGAACAAAUACGCCAAACAAAGCGAAGUCCAAGAGAGAGCUAAGUUAUUGAAGGAAGACGUGAGGAAGAUGCUAAAUGAAAUCGAAGGUCCUGUCAAACAGCUCGAGCUCAUCGACACUCUACAAAGGCUCGGACUUUCACAUCAUUUUCAUCAUGAAAUCAAAAGUAUUUUGAUGGAAAUAUACACCGUAAGACAAGAAAACGACAGAAUAAGUCGGAAAAUUGAAGAUUUACAUGCAAUAGCGCUCGAAUUUCGUCUCCUUAGACAACAUGGCUUUAGUGUCUCACAAGAUGUUUUCGAUGUUAUCAAGAACGAUAAGGAAUAUGAGACAUUUAUAAACGGUUUAGACAACGGUGCCAAAGGCCUGCUCUUGCUCUCGCUAUACGAAGCUUCGUAUUUAUCGACCAAGUCAGAUACAAAACUGCAGGAGAUUCGAUCUUAUUCGGUGAAGAUACUAAGAGAAUUUGUUUCCGAAGCCGAAAAAACAGAUGAGAACGAAUCGUAUAUUAACGAGAUGGUGGUCCGAUCGUUGGAGAUGCCAUACCACUGGAGAACACAAAGGUUAGGAGCAAGAUGGUACAUAGAUGUCUACGGAAAGACAAAGGACAUGAACCCUCUUUUGCUAGAAUUUGCCAAACUUGAUUUCAACAUCACGCAGGCUUCUCACCAAGAAGACCUCAAACACGCCUUCAGGUGGUGGAACAACACAGGGCUCAAACAACUUCAUUUUGUGAGAGAUAGAAUUCUUGAGAAUUAUUUCUGUAACGUUGAAAUAUUCCAUGAACCUCAAUUUGUGUACCAUCGCCAAAAACAAACCAUUGUCAAUGCGUUGAUUGUAACCAUUGAUGACAUCUACGAUGUUUACGGCACAACAGAAGAACUUCACCGCUUCACCGAGGUGAUCCGAAAGUGGGAUGUGAACCUUCUCGAUGAACUUCCAGAAUAUAUGAGGUUGUGUUUUCUCGUGUUGUACAAUGAGAUCAAUCAGAUCGGACAUGACAUUCUUAGAGAGAAAAAGUUCAAUGUCAUCCCUUACCUUAAGAAAGCAUGGGCUGACUUUGCGGAAGCAUGUCUGAAAGAAGCAGAGUGGUAUGAGGAUGGACACAAACCUCGUUUGAAAGAGUACAUUGAGAAUGCUUGGGUCUCGGCCGGCGCCUCUAUUAUAUUGAUCCACUCUUGCUGUCUGCUGUCCGACCGCCUCUCCAAGGAAACCUUAGACACUUUCUCCGAACGUGGUGACUCCAUUGUCCGAUCCUCCUCCGUCAUCCUUCGCGUUGCAAACGAUUUGGCCACUUCAUCGGAUGAGUUGGAAAGAGGGGACGUUCUGAAAUCGGUGCAGUGUUAUAUGAAUGAGACGGGAGUCUCAGAGAAGGAGGCGCGUGAACACAUGGUGGGAGUGAUAUGCCAUGCAUGGGACGUGAUGAAUGACAUGAUGAUGAUGACGAUGACGACACACAGUUCUUCACUCGAUGGCCGUUUUCUCCAAACAGCGCUCGAUCUGGCACGCAUGGCACAGUGCACGUACCAAUAUGGCGAUGGCCAUGGCUGUCCUGACCAGGCAAAGACCAUUGACCGUGUCCAUUCAUUGCUCUUCAACCCUGUUCCACUCGAUCAACCAAUGCUUUGAUUGUUGAAUUGUAUACGUAUUCCAUAUAUAAAGGUUUCCCUUGUACGUCAAAUAAUAUUAUUAAAAAAAUCAAGACCAAAAUGUUAGAGUUUUUUAAAAUUAAAUGA
Molecule: messenger RNA, 1955 nt
Organism: Tarenaya hassleriana
Lineage: Eukaryota; Viridiplantae; Streptophyta; Magnoliopsida; Brassicales; Cleomaceae
Product: tricyclene synthase, chloroplastic-like
Exons: 7
Coding region: 16-1848 (610 amino acids)
Biological process (GO): diterpenoid biosynthetic process
Molecular function (GO): terpene synthase activity; magnesium ion binding
Source: RefSeq, a predicted model, not a curated record